AUGCCACAGCGGGCUCCCCAUCACAUUGUUCCAUCUGACAGGUCUGAAUUGGACUCCGACGAUUUGGACUCUCCAUCUGUUGCAGUGGAUAUCGCAUCAACUGCCAGUCAGCCAUCAGUCUCCAACAGCCGCGGGCAACAGCAGCAUGGGGACAUCGAGAUUGUCCGGCACUUGCAGUUAGAAAACCAGAUGCUCAAGAAUGAUAACCGUACUUUGGGCGAAAAGAACAAGACUUUAUUGUCCAAUCAACACCAACGUUCAAGCGCCCAAGUUCUGGACGAGCUGAAGGCUUUUGAUGUUGAACUCUCGACCUUUUCCCACAAGUAUGGGGUUGUUGCGGAGGUGUUCCCAUCCGAGCAUCGUAUCCUCAAACUCGUUGUGCCGAAUCCUCCACCUGCCAUCCUAUCUGGGAGUUGCUAUGCCAGCAAGAGUGCAGAAGAGCUUGGUCUUGUAACCGAGCUAUACUCCCUUCUCCCAGAUCAUCUUCAUCGGUUUGUACCUACGUCUCAUUUUCAAUCACUGCUAGAACAACAACUUCAAGGUGGCCGCUCGAGUGAAAUCGGCAAGUUAAGGGUGAUGGCAGGUCGAAUUUUCAGUCUCGAUCCAUCAUACUUUGACACCGGUUUUAUGAAUCGCGAUACAAUCCCCGAGAUCCAGAAGAUGCUCGGUACGACUGGUAGCCGUUCGUCGUCAUCAAAGUUCCCACCUGUCAUUUUUACGAGGCAGGAAAGGGACCCCACAAUGUCCACAGUCUUUGGAAAUUGGGAGCCAGUCGCAAAGGCAAUUAGGGUGAUAAUGUUCGGCAAAAAUUCACUAGAUAUUGCUGGGUGGCCUCGUGCCAAGUGUAAUGCUCGAAAGUGGGGCAUAACUUCAUGCACCCCUGUUGCCCCCAAUUCACCGACACUUGCUCUGGCUGCACCACCCGCCGUUUCCGAUGCUGUGCCAGCACCACCCACCAUUCCCAUUGCCAUGCCAGUACCACCCGCUGUUCCCGUUGCUGUGCCAGCACCACCCGCUGUUCCCAUUGCUGUACAAGCACCAGCCAUCACCCCUGCUGCUGAGACCAUCAUCACACUGGGUCCUCUUCCUGCUAUUCCAGUUUCUCUCGCAGCUGAUGAAUCCCCUCCAGUUCCUGAUGGACCUAACAACAUGGAGAUACUGCCAACAGCGGCCCCGUCCUCUAGUUGA
This is a messenger RNA of Suillus clintonianus, 1188 nucleotides long. RefSeq lists its product as uncharacterized. The transcript is spliced from 5 exons. The record is from RefSeq and is a predicted model, not a curated record. The coding region runs from base 1 to 1188 and encodes 395 amino acids. Lineage: Eukaryota; Fungi; Basidiomycota; Agaricomycetes; Boletales; Suillaceae.